GGAGCAACCAGCCUCCUCUCGCGGGGCGGGGUCUUCUCCUAGAGCAGAGUUGCGCGCCUCGAAGCGAUUCUCCGAGGCGGGGCACAGAGACGAGAGUCUCACGCCGAGCAGGCGCUGGAGAGAUUUUUUUUUCCCUGGAAAGUUCACCACAGACUAGGCGUACUAGGCGAAGCCGGUCAGGGGGGCAACCUUGAUGAUCUCCCCGCCUCAGCCCAGCCCAGGCGGUGGAAGCAGACGGGGAAUGGGCAGCGCGUUUCGUGGCUAAGGCGGAGGAAGGGCUGGUUAUUCUGCCCGCACCCCUCGCUUGCAGAGCGACAAAAUGAACGGGCCGGAGAAUACCAACUUCAGGCGCUUGGCCAUCCGCAGGAAAUCCAACCCGAGCCUGCACAGCGCUGCCUUGGUCUUCUCCAAGGGACUCGAGGGCGCCUCGCCUCUUGGUCGUCGGGAGCGAGGGAGGGACGCUGAGACUGAGGCAGCGCCAUCAGCAGCCGCAGCAGGUCGCAGUUCAUGUCCAAAGAUCUUCAUAGCUCAGUCCUGCACAGCAGACACAGGAAGCAGCACAGUUAGGUUGUAUGAGCCAAACAUCUGCAAUGAAGUGGCUCAGGGAAUAAAUGGAAACGUGUCAGUUAAGUCCUCCCCACGUCCAACUUCAAAUCCAAAGCCACAAGUGCCUCCAAAGCCAUUACAUCUGCAGAGUUCACAGUCAUCCAUUGUCCACCACAUCCCUAGGCAUAAAGCUUUUCAUACUACGAAGCCAGGAAUGGAGGAAGUUACACCUACCUCUUCUUGUGUAUCAAAAGAAAAAAGUAGUAAAGUGUCCGAUCUCAUCAGUCAUUUUGAAGGAGGCAGCUCAUCCAAUCCUAGUGAGCUGAAGAAAGAACCCUCUGUUCUCAAUGUUUCUAAAUCUCAAGGGAAGCAUGGGUCAAUAUCAUCACCUCAGCCAAAAUUCCUCACCCAACACUCGCUACAAAAGCAGGGAAAUAAUGCAGAUCAAUCUCAGGAUGUACAGAAUCGCACAGCCAAUGGAGUAGUAGCACAGAACCGGUUAUGCAGGGACGUCAUGUUGCCAGUUCAUAAAGCCAGUACGGCCAAUCAGAAUGACAAUUCUUCAUUUGAUGGCAGCUUGGUAAAUGGAGAAAGAGAGAGCACAAGCACAGACUCCUUGCAGACUACAGCAGCCUUGAAAGGGCAAAUGAUUAAUAGCUGCCAUCGGACUCAAAGUGUGAACAUGUUCCCAUCUGGAAAAGAAACUGUAGAAAUGAUGAUUACCAAUACAGAGGAUACGCGGGUUGAAGAGCAUGUGCAAGAUCAGCAUGUGGAAACAAAGGAGACAGACGAACAGAAAUGCUACAAAAUUGCCAGUGAGCUUUUGCAUACCGAAAGGGCCUAUGUCAGCCGACUUGGUCUCUUGCACCAGGUAUUUUAUUGUAAACUGAUGGAGGAAGCUAACAAGGGUUCAUUUCCUGCUGAAGUUGUUAAUAAAAUCUUUUCCAACAUUUCAUCCAUAAAUCAGUUCCACAGUCAGUUUUUGCUGCCAGAGCUUGAGAAACGUAUGCAGGAAUGGGACACAAGCCCCAGGAUCAGCGAUAUCCUACAGAAAUUAGCUCCUUUCCUCAAGAUGUAUGGAGAGUACGUGAAGAAUUUUGACAAUGCAAUGGAAUUGGUGAAAACAUGGACUGAGCGAUCACCUCUCUUCAAAUCCAUUAUUCAAGAUAUUCAGAAACAGAAAGUCUGUGGAAACCUGACCUUGCAGCAUCACAUGUUAGAACCUGUACAACGCAUUCCAAGAUACGAGAUGCUCCUGAAGGACUAUCUAAGAAAAUUGCCUCAAGAUUCCCUUGACUGGAAGGAUGCUGAAAAAUCCUUGGAAAUAAUAUCUACAGCAGCAAGUCACUCCAAUAGUGCCAUCCGAAAAAUGGAAAAUUUAAAGAAGUUGUUGGAGGUUUAUGAAAUGUUAGGAGAAGAGGAAGAUAUUGUCAAUCCUUCAAAUGAACUCAUAAAAGAAGGACAGAUCCUUAAACUUGCUGCACGAAAUACAUCUGCCCAAGAAAGAUACCUUUUCUUAUUCAACAACAUGUUGCUGUAUUGCGUCCCUAAAUUCACCUUAGUGGGAUCAAAAUUCACAGUUCGAACAAGAGUUGGCAUUGAUGGUAUGAAGAUUGUGGAAACUCACAAUGAAGAAUACCCACACACAUUCCAAGUGUCUGGAAAAGAGCGUACUUUGGAGCUGCAGGCCAGCUCUGAACAAGAUAAAGAAGAGUGGAUAAAGGCUCUGCAGAGUACCAUAGAUGCUUUUCAGCAAAGAAAUGAAACAUUCAGAAAUGCUAUUGCAAAAGAAUACGACGACAUGCCAGUUGAAGUUUCUCAUGCUGAACUUGGAAAGAGAGCUCCAAGAUGGAUUCGAGAUAAUGAAGUGACCAUGUGCAUGAAGUGCAAGGAGCCGUUCAAUGCACUGACAAGGAGGAGGCAUCAUUGCCGUGCUUGUGGGCAUGUGGUUUGCUGGAAGUGUUCAGAUUACAAAGCUCACCUUGAGUAUGAUGGCGGCAAACUGAACAAAGUUUGUAAGGACUGCUACCACAUUAUAACAGGGUGCACAGACAGCGAAGAAAAGAAAAAGAGAGGAAUCUUGGAGAUUGAAUCAGCAGAUAUAUCUGGGAACAGUGUGAUAUGUAGUUUUCUUCAAUACAUGGAAAAAUCUAAGACUUGGCAAAAGGCUUGGUGUGUGAUUCCCAAACAGGAAGCCCUUGUGUUAUACAUGUACGGUGCUCCUCAGGAUGUAAAAGCGCUGGCUACUAUUCCAUUGUUAGGCUACAUGGUGGAUGACACUCCAAGAAGCGCUGACCUCCCACACAGUUUCAAAUUGACCCAGUCCAAAUCUGUGCACAGCUUUGCUGCAGACAAUGAGGAACUGAAGCAAAAGUGGCUGAAAGUCAUUCUUUUGGCUGUCAAAGGUGAAACGCCAGGCUGCCCAGAUGAUUUGCAGAUAAGUCUGGAGGAUCAUCAUGAACCCCCUGCGAAACUGGAAUCUGAAGUUUGACACUGUGGUCUGUUGAAAUUUUUUUCCAGUCAAACUUGGGUUGACACACUACUUCCUAACAUCAAGGAGCCUAACAUCAAGGAGCCAGCCUUCAUAACUCUACCAUGUUUCUUAGCACUUUAUGUCGGGGAAAUGAAAAGUAAAAAAUGACAUUCAUCUUUUUAAGGAUCCUUUUUUUCUUAUAUUUAUGUGAUGUCAAUAAAAAUAAAUGUACAGAGCCA
Messenger RNA from Hemicordylus capensis (graceful crag lizard), 3258 nucleotides. It is a transcript of the gene FGD4, whose product is annotated as FYVE, RhoGEF and PH domain containing 4. Gene Ontology annotation, biological process: filopodium assembly; cytoskeleton organization. Lineage: Eukaryota; Metazoa; Chordata; Lepidosauria; Squamata; Cordylidae. Gene Ontology annotation, cellular component: cytoplasm. Gene Ontology annotation, molecular function: guanyl-nucleotide exchange factor activity; metal ion binding. The transcript is spliced from 17 exons. The record is from RefSeq and is a predicted model, not a curated record. Bases 320 to 3037 code for a protein of 905 amino acids.